GAAAAAUAAGGCCCAUCUCCCAUUUCGACCAUUUCAGAUUCCCAUCCAUAGCUUCGAUGCUUCAAUUUCCACCAUUUCAUAUUCUUUGCUUUCUCCGGUGCGCCUGCAGGUAACUCAGUAAGGCUCUGAAACCCCAGAUCUCCGUCACCGGACGGAAUUCGAACACGCUGCUAGAAUAAUACACUGAAGCUGGUGAAAUGGCUGACAACAGUAAGUCAACCGAAAACCAUAACCAAAGUUCUGAUGAUAAUUUAGCUCCGGAGAAUGGUAACGAGGUUUGCAUUGAUUCCUUGGCACGAAAAGUCCAAGAAUCUCUCUCGCUCGCAAAGAGACAUAAGUUUUGGGAGACUCAACCUGUGGGCCAGUUUAAAGAUCUUGGGGAUACAAGCUUGCCUGAAGGCCCUAUUGAACCUGCAACUCCCUUAUCAGAAGUUAAGCAGGAGCCUUACAACCUUCCAAGUCCAUAUGAGUGGACCACCUGUGAUAUGGACUCGGAGGAGAUGUGCAAUGAGGUCUAUGUUCUCCUAACAAACAACUAUGUUGAGGAUGAUGAAAACAUGUUUAGGUUCAAUUACUCAAAAGAAUUUCUUAGAUGGGCACUUCGCCCUCCAGGUUACUACAGGAGCUGGCACAUUGGAGUCAGAGUGAAGACCUCAAAAAAGUUGGUUGCUUUUAUUACAGGGGUACCUGCAAGGAUACGUGUCCGAGAUGCUGUUGUGAUCAUGGCAGAGAUCAAUUUUCUGUGUGUUCAUAAGAAGCUUAGAUCAAAAAGACUUGCUCCCGUCAUGAUAAAAGAGGUCACAAGGAGGGUUCAUAUGGAGAAUAUUUGGCAAGCUGCUUAUACAGCUGGGGUGGUCCUUCCAACACCUGUAUCAACCUGUCAAUAUUGGCAUAGAUCUCUGAAUCCAAAGAAGCUAAUUGAUGUCGGGUUUUCCAGGCUUGGUGCAAGGAUGACAAUGAGUCGUACAAUAAAGCUGUAUAAGUUACCUGAUCAGACUGUCACAUCUGGGUUCAGGAAGAUGGAGCCCCAUGAUGUUCCUGCAGUUACUCGAUUGCUUAGGAAUUACUUGAAGCAGUUUGUGGUUGCACCUGACUUCGAUGAAAAUGAUGUGGAACACUGGCUACUGCCGAAGGAAGGUGUUAUUGACAGUUACCUGGUUGAAAGUCCUCAGACUCAUGAAAUCACCGACUUCUGCAGUUUCUACACACUCCCUUCAUCAAUUCUUGGUAACCAGAAUCAUACCACUCUAAAAGCUGCUUAUUCGUAUUACAAUGUCUCUACAAAGACUCCAUUUAUUCAGUUGAUGAAUGAUGCCCUUAUUGUGGCAAAGCAGAAGGAUUUUGAUGUUUUCAAUGCCCUAGAUGUUAUGCAGAAUGAUAGUUUCUUGAAGGAACUGAAGUUUGGCCCCGGUGAUGGGAAACUCCACUACUAUCUCUACAAUUAUCGUACAAAGCAUGUUUUAAGAUCAUCAGAGCUUGGGCUUGUACUCUUGUAGUUGGAUCUCGCGAAACUGCUUGUUACUGGGGACAGAGAAGCAUUUUUGGUAAUUUUAUUUCUAUGUGAAACUCUCUAUUUUGCUCUAUCUGUCUCGUAGCCCUCUCAAUUGGACUUUGUAAUUCCUGAUCUUCCCUGUUUCAUUGUAACUAUGGAUAAGUACUAAUUCAACUCUUUUUCUGGGUAAACUAUCUCUGUACGUCCUUCCUAAAUCCAUUACUUGCUUGAUUGACGUUGUCAUUAAUAAAGCAGAUAUACCUCCUUCAGUAA
Molecule: messenger RNA, 1765 nt
Organism: Solanum dulcamara
Lineage: Eukaryota; Viridiplantae; Streptophyta; Magnoliopsida; Solanales; Solanaceae
Product: glycylpeptide N-tetradecanoyltransferase 1-like
Exons: 2
Coding region: 198-1496 (432 amino acids)
Biological process (GO): N-terminal peptidyl-glycine N-myristoylation
Cellular component (GO): cytoplasm
Molecular function (GO): glycylpeptide N-tetradecanoyltransferase activity
Source: RefSeq, a predicted model, not a curated record